UUUGAUGAAGAAGACAGAAAAGUUAACAUACAAGAGAAACAAGACGCUGCUUUUGCUCAGCAGUUGGCCUCUCAGUCUCAUGAACUGUCAGAAAGUGAAGAUGAAGUGACCGAUGAAGAUUGUGUCGUUAUUGACAAUGAUGGAAGCAGAUUGCAUAACACUGAGAUGCGAGUGGAUAAAUCUGAAGAUGUAGCAGAAUUACAUAAAGUUCAUCAGUUUUCUUCAUCUGAUGAAGAUGAAGCAAAUGAAGCAGAUGGCAAGGAAAAAGAGGAUACCCCAGUUAGAAACUCUAAACCACAAGUUGGUCCCCCCUUGUCUAGUGGUAGCAGCGAUGAUGGUGGAAUUGGCGGGGAUAAGAAAAUAGAAGCUUCCCAGUCGAGCUCGUCUACAACUGAUACAGAGAACACUUCAAAGAAUCAAAAUUCUGCUAAGAAGAAACCAGUAUGCAAGUUUGGUGCAGCAUGCUAUCGCAAGAACCCGUGGCAUUUAGAAGAAUUUUAUCAUCCUCAUUUAGAAGAUAAUCCGGCUAACACAAAUUCAGAUUUCGGAGGAUCGAGCGACUUUCAGUCUCCUGCCAAACGACAAAAGACAUCCUCGAAUGAAGUGGCAGGACAGGAUGCUAAUAUCAAGAAAAGACCUUUUCCAGUUCGUCUUUCGGCCAGCGCACCGUUCAAUCUAUUUUUAAACAAGACGUAUUCUGUUAAAAGCACACAUGAUGAUCCGCUGGCAUUAGUUUUUCCUGACCUUCUCAAUCCAGAGUUGGGGAAAAUUGUAGAAUCUGCUCAGCUGAACUUCAUGGUUGACCUGAACUUUCUGAUGAAGAAUUAUCGGUCUUGCAAAGUGGAUAAAAAGCCACUGCUGGUCAUGUAUGGGCAGAUGGAGGGAGAUCCAAAAGAAUACGAAAGAGUAACAUGCACAAAGGUUAAUUUGCCCUUUCAAUAUGGGACACACCAUACGAAAAUGAUGCUGCUUCAGUAUACCAAUGGACUUAGGGUAGUUAUUCACACUGCCAACCUAGUUCCUGAUGACUGGGAGGAGAAAACUCAAGGAUUUUGGGUAUCACCUCUAUUUCCAGAGUUAGGUGAUGACAAGUCCAGCCUUCUAGAUGGUGAAUCACCAACUCGUUUUAAACGAGACCUAGUAGAAUAUAUAUUAUCCUAUAAAGCUCCCGAUCUCACCCGGUGGUCUCAUAUCCUGAAAAAAUAUGACUUCAGUAGCUGUAACAUGGUAUUUGUAGGUAGCACACCAGGGUAUCACAUGGGCGAACAAAAGGAUAAGUGGGGACACAUGAAAGUCAGAAGAAUGAUACGCCAACAUGCAGCUUCCUGGAAAAGUUCUUUACCUAUUAUUGCUCAGUGUUCAUCAAUUGGCAGUUUAGGCAAAGAUGUGAAGUCAUGGUUGAGUAGUGAACUUGGUAUGAGCCUAACAGGUGCACCUGGCGUGUGUACUAACCCACCAAUGAUGAAAGUUGUAUAUCCAAGUGAGUCAGACAUACAAAACAGCAGUCAGGGAUGGACGGGGGGCUCCUGCCUUCCUUAUAACUCAGCAACUCAUGCAAAACAAGUAUGGAUGCAGCAACAUUUUCACUUAUGGCGAAGUGAGAAAAGAAGGCGAACCCGUUGUAUGCCACACAUUAAAACGUACACAAGAUUAAAUAAAGAUAAUACUACAGCUCAGUUUCUACUUCUUACAUCUGCAAACUUAUCCAAAGCAGCUUGGGGAACAUUGCAGAAACAAAACUCCCAGCUAUUUAUACGCUCUUAUGAAGCUGGAGUUCUUGCACUUCCAAAGUUUGUUACAGAUACUGAAGAGUUUGAGCUGAAGUCCCCAUGGAAAGAAUUGGGGUUCUCCUUGCCUUAUGAUGUACCUCUAACACCAUACCCCAGCAGUGCAAAACCUUGGUUCAUGGACACCAAGAAAUCAGCCCCAGAUGUGUUUGGUAACACAUAUCCUUAAUAUAAUUUUCCUGUGAUACUGAGAAGCUGCAGUACAAAAUUGUAACUGUAAGAAUUACCAUCUUUUACUUAUUUUAAAUAUGGUAAUGAUGGUAUCUAUAAAUGUAGAUGUAAUUUUAAAAAGGAAAACUGGGCUAGCAGUUUGGAAAUAAGCCGUUCCUGCUAAGGCAGUAUGUAUUCUGUUCUGGAAUUUGUAAGAUUGUGAUGUACAGUCUCCCAAGGCAAAUCUGUAAAGAAGAGUGCCCUUACCAUUGUUAAUGUAAGACAAAUUACAGUAGGCUUCAGUAAACUAAAGGAUUUUUAUGUUUAGAACUUAUAAAUAUUUUAUGUGUGAAGCAGAGUACAUUUUUAUUUUAUUUCUCUUGGUGUUAUUCUUAAAAGUAUACCAGACAUUUUGUAUUUUUAGUCAUUAUUUGAUAAAAAUUCAAGUUCAGAUGCUACAGCAUUUAGACCAGUAUGUACUAGUAUUAAAGUCUGUUACUUGGUGGAAGAAAUAUUUUUAGCAACAGAGAAGUUGGUUACUGUUUUAAAAUUUUAGGAAAUAUUUAGAUUUUAUUUGCAUUGCAGUGAUUAUUGAUGAUGUGUGAGUGGUAGUAAACAAAGAAUUAGGAAUUAGAAUAUUUUGUUUAUAGUUAUUACCUGUUAAAGUCACCAUUCAUUUUUCUGUUUCUUUCUGUGGAUAAACAAUAUUGUUAAGAAUAUGAGAAUAAUAAAUUAAAGGGGUCAACUCGAUACAUAUGAGGACAAAUGUGCGGUUAUUGUGAUAUCACGUUGAAGAAUUGCAAACUAAGACUUGGCAUAGCUUUUUAAAUAAGAUAUUUUGAAACUAGACUAUAGCUGAGUAUUAAGAAUUAAUUGUUGAUGCUUAGGUUUGUAAAGAAAGCAGUUUUAAUUGCAUUAUGAAGAUCACAGCAUUUGCAAGGUGCCUGUAGAUGCACAGAGGUGUUAAUGAAUGUCUUUGCUCCUGUGAAGAUGUUUAAGAACAAAUAUACUCUAUUGAAUGUUAAAGUUAACCUGAAAUAAAUUUUUAAGGAUUUGAAAAAUGUUUAGUACUAUUUUUACUAUACUUUACUACAGAUAACAUUUGUGAACUAAAGAUGUGGUUUCAUUAACAUUAGUACAGUAUACUCUCAUGGUUGGGUCAUUCUGCCGAUGGGUAAUUUUCCCUUUGCAGCCGUUUCUUAAAAGAUUGUUGAUAAGUAAAAUGAAAUUAAAAUAUUGUGGUAAAGUGUUUUUGUAUUAGCACUUCACAUGAUUGUAAAUAAUUUUUUUAGUAAAUGACUAAUCUACUUUCAGUAAAUUACUGCACUUUACACCUGGUUCAGAUUUGGAUAAGUCUGACAAAAACCUCUAAUGGCUUCUGCAAAGCAACUGCCAAGUAGGUAAUACAUUUUGUGAGUUCAUGUUGUAUCCCCACUCACUAGUUACUGCAACUAAUUCUUUAGGCUGAAAAAUGCAUAUACUAUAUAGUAGAGAUUCAUGUAAAGUAAUACAGGUAUACAUAAAAUUGUUUCAGCAUGAUUUAAAAUUUCUACUGUAGCUUCUGACAUUCCGUGUAAAACAUAAGAGGUAACAGUACAUUGUGCAAUAAGCAUGGUAUGGAGAUACUCAACUCAGUGACGAGAACAUUAAGCCACCUCCUUCAGUUACCAGAUCACUAAGCCAUUUCCUAAAGAGUUCAGACUAGAACUAAAUAUGUUAUGAGUUGUCAAGUAAGUACUGAACAUUUAAGAUCUGAUUUUGAAAUACGUAUACUUGUAACUAUGCACUACCUGUAACUGUAUUAAAAUCAUUCAAGUA
Molecule: messenger RNA, 3755 nt
Organism: Macrobrachium nipponense
Lineage: Eukaryota; Metazoa; Arthropoda; Malacostraca; Decapoda; Palaemonidae
Gene: gkt
Product: probable tyrosyl-DNA phosphodiesterase
Biological process (GO): DNA repair
Cellular component (GO): nucleus
Molecular function (GO): double-stranded DNA binding; single-stranded DNA binding; 3'-tyrosyl-DNA phosphodiesterase activity
Source: RefSeq, a predicted model, not a curated record